Oryza brachyantha (malo sina) is the source of this 3985-nucleotide messenger RNA. RefSeq names its product kinesin-like protein KIN-14L. Gene Ontology annotation, molecular function: microtubule motor activity; microtubule binding; ATP binding. The record is from RefSeq and is a predicted model, not a curated record. NCBI's taxonomy places the organism in Eukaryota, Viridiplantae, Streptophyta, Magnoliopsida, Poales, Poaceae. Gene Ontology annotation, biological process: microtubule-based movement. Bases 16 to 3876 code for a protein of 1286 amino acids. The transcript has 23 exons.
CCGCGGCGGGCGCCAAUGGCUGAUGCCCGCGGCCGGUGGGCGUGGGACGUCCCCGGGUUCGAGCCGGCGGCGGGCGGGAUGAUGCCGCUGGCGCCGCCGACGGCCAUGCCGAGGGCGCCGCCGACGGCCAUGGUGUUCCGGCCCUCCGACGGCCCGCCCCGCGCCGGCGGCGGUGAGGCGGUGCUGCCCGUCGCCGAGCGCCUCGACCAGCUCGCGGACAGCGUCCAGCUUGCCAGAGAGGACUGCUUGGAACUUAGACAGGAAGCUAGUGACCUUCUUGAGUAUUCUAAUGCAAAGCUGGGCCGUGUCACUCGGUAUCUUGGAUUUCUUGCUGAUAGAACUCGAAAAUUAGAUCAAGCUGCACUUGAAACUGAAGCUAGAAUUACCCCUUUGAUUCACGAGAAGAAAAGACUUUUCAAUGAUUUAUUGACCUUGAAAGGCAAUGUCAAGGUAUUUUGCCGUAGCAGACCCCUAUUCGAAGAUGAAGGUUCAUCAGUGGUAGAGUUUCCAGAUGAUUUUACUAUCCGUGUAAACACAGGAGAUGAAUCUUUAACCAAUCCUAAGAAGGAUUAUGAGUUUGACAGGGUAUAUGGACCCCACAUUGGGCAAGGUGACCUUUUCCAUGACGUUCAACCACUCGUGCAAUCAGCCUUGGAUGGUUACAAUGUUGCCAUAUUUGCUUAUGGUCAAAGUCGUUCUGGAAAAACACAUACUCUGGAAGGAUCUAGCCAUGAUCGUGGUUUAUAUCUGCGGAGCUUUGAGGAGUUGUUUGAUCUAUCAAAUUCAGAUACUACUUCCACCUCACACUUUAACUUCUAUGUUACCGCCUGUGAGCUCUACAAUGAUCAGGUUCGGGAUUUGCUAUCAGACUCUGUAAGCCCUGUCCCAAAGGUUCGGAUGGGUGUGCAAGAAUCCUUUGUGGAACUUGUGCAGGAGAAGGUUGAAAAUCCCAUGGAAUUUUCUAAGUCCCUAAAGACCGCUCUUGAAAAUCGAUCUGUGAAUUCUCUGAAGGCCAUGGUAUCUCACCUGAUUGUUACUAUCCACAUACACUAUAGAAACUAUGUAACAGGAGAACACCUGUACAGCAAGCUGUCUUUGGUAGAUUUACCAGCUAGUGAAUGCCUCCUUGAAGAAGAUGCUAAUAGAGACAAUGUGACAGAUUUCUUGCAUGUGUCAAAAUCGCUUUCUGCGUUGGGGGAUGCUUUGGCCUCAUUAAGUGCGAAGAAGGAACCUGUUCUAUCUGGGAAUUCAAGAAUUACACAAAUCUUAGCCGACUCUCUUGGAAGUAGCUCAAAGACCUUGUUGAUUGUGCAUGUAAGUCCAAGUGCUUCAAAUUUGUCUAGAACUUUGUCUACGCUCAGCUUUUCUGCUAGAGCGAAAAAUGCCGAACUGAGCCUUGGAAAUCGCGACACAAUCAAGAAGUGGAAAGAUGUGGCAAAUGAUUCACGUAAAGAAUUGCAUGAAAAAGAGAAGGAGGUUCUAGAUCUGCGACAAGAGGUUUUGGGAUUAAAACUCUCUCUUAAAGAGGCUAACGAUCAAUGCACACUGCUCUUCAACGAAGUACAGAAGGCCUGGAGAGUUUCUUCUGCACUUCAAGCUGAUCUGAAGUCUGAAAAUAUAAUGCUCACUGAGAAGCACAAGAUUGAGAAAGAACAGAACAACCAGCUAAGAGAUCAGAUUUCUCAUCUUUUAGAAGUUGAACAGGAGCAGAAAAUAAAGAUGCAUGAGCGCGAUUUAACAAUUCAGUCGCUACAGGCAAAACUUAAGUCCAUCGAGUCCCAACUUAAUGAAGCCAUAAAUUCAAGUGAUGCUAGAUCAACUAUUGGGUCUGAAUCUGCUUCAGUUAUAUCCACCCCAAAGAUGAUGGAGUCAACUGCUGAUUCAUCCACAGUAACCAAAAGGCUAGAAGAGGAAUUAGCAAAGAGGGAUGCUCUUAUUGAGAAAUUGCAUGAAGAGAAUGAGAAACUCUUCGACCGACUAACAGAGAAGUCAGGACUAGGAAGCUCUCCACAGGCUCCAAGUCCUUCAAACAAACCAACUAAUGCUCAGGGAAGAGAUAUAGGCAGGAGUGACAGCAUGAAAAGUCAGUCAUCAGAUGUAUUACCAUUAUCAGUUUCACAGGACAAAGCUGGAAACAGCGGAGCUAUUGUGAAAUCAAGCAAUGAGUUAACAAAAACAACGCCUGCUGGGGAAUACCUUACGUCUGCAUUAAUGGAUUUUGAUCCUAAUCAGUUUGAGGGAGUUGCUGCAAUAGCCGAUGGUGCAAAUAAGCUUUUGAUGCUGGUAUUGGCUGCAGUUAUCAAAGCUGGUGCCGCUAGGGAGCAUGAAAUACUUGCUGAGAUCCGAGAUGCUGUCUUUUCAUUCAUUCGCAAAAUGGAACCAAGAAAAGUUAUGGAUACUAUGCUAGUUUCAAGGGUUAAGAUAUUGUACAUUAGAUCUUUGCUUGCUAGGUCUCCGGAACUUCAGUCAAUCAAGGUUUCCCCAGUUGAGCGUUUUCUGGAGAAAUCAAAUACUAGUCGGAGCAGAAGUUCUAGCAGAGGAAGUAGUCCUGGCAGGUCACCUGCUUAUCAUCAUGAUCAUGGUUCACGAAAUUCCAUAAUUGAUGAACAUGUGCAUGGUUUCAAAGUAAACAUUAAACCAGAAAGGAAAUCAAAGUUCUCCUCGAUUGUUUUGAAGAUUCGUGGGAUUGAGGAGGAGACAUGGAGACAACACGUCACUGGAGGGAAGCUUCGGGAAAUUACCGAGGAAGCCAAGGCUUUUGCAAUGGGAAACAAAGCUUUAGCUGCUCUCUUUGUUCACACGCCAGCUGGUGAAUUGCAACGGCAGAUCCGAGCAUGGCUUGCAGAGAACUUUGAGUUCUUAUCUGUAACUGGUGGAGAUGUUGCUGGAGCUACUGGACAAUUGGAGUUAUUGUCUACUGCUAUUAUGGAUGGGUGGAUGGCUGGCCUUGGUACAGCGCAACCACCCUCAACUGAUGCUUUAGGUCAACUGUUAUCUGAGUAUACAAAACGAGUUUACACGUCCCAACUACAUCACUUGAAGGACAUUGCUGGCACAUUGGCAACAGAGGUAGCUGAUGAUCCUGCUCAUGUCAGUAAGCUACGAUCUGCUUUAGAGUCAGUCGAUCACAAAAGAAGAAAGAUAAUGCAACAAAUGCGAAGGGAUACUGUUUUGUUAACCAAAGAUGAAGGUGGUUCACCUAUCCGAAAUCCUCCAACUGCUGCUGAAGAUGCACGACUGGCAUCUCUUAUAUCGUUAGACAACAUCAUAAAACAAGUGAAGGAAGUAAUGAGACAAAGCUCCACCAGACCAUUAAGAAAAUCAAAAAAGAAAGCAUUGCUAGAAUCAUUAGAUGAUCUUCUGGCGCAAUUGCCUUCUCUUCUUGAUGUUGAUCAUCCUUGUGCUCAGAAGCAGAUCAUGGAAGCAAGAAAAGUUGUAGAGUCACUGGAAGAAGAUCCCGAUGACCCUGCGACAGAUUCGAAUUCAAACACACUGGGUGACAGCGAAGUUUCACAGUGGAAUGUACUACAGUUCAACACUGGAACAUCAGCUCCUUUCAUCAUAAAAUGUGGAGCCAAUUCGAGCUGUGAACUGGUCAUCAAAGCUGAUCAGAAAAUUCAGGAACCUAAAGGUGAUGAGAUAAUUCGAGUUGUUCCGAAACCUUCAGUUCUUGCAGAGAUGAACUUUGAGGAAAUAAAAGGUGUCUUUGAGGGAUUGCCAGAAGCAAUCAGCUUGCUUGCCCUGGCACGAACAGCCGAUGGUACAAGAGCCAGAUAUUCUAGACUGUACAGAACGCUAGCUAACAAAGUACCGGCCUUGAAAGACAUCGUUGCGGAGAUGGAGAAAGGUGGUGUUUUCAAGGAUGUCAGAUCAUAGUUUUAGUUCAUUUUUCGAUUUGAUAUAUUAUGUUGUAUAUGUAUGCCAUUUGAGGGCAUCAAGUGUAACUUUCUUCUUUUGUUAAUACAAUGAACAAGCCUAUGUUGUA